Morone saxatilis (striped sea-bass) is the source of this 4247-nucleotide messenger RNA. RefSeq names its product Scm polycomb group protein like 2 (gene scml2). Gene Ontology annotation, biological process: regulation of DNA-templated transcription. The transcript has 14 exons. Gene Ontology annotation, molecular function: protein binding. The record is from RefSeq and is a predicted model, not a curated record. Gene Ontology annotation, cellular component: nucleus. Lineage: Eukaryota; Metazoa; Chordata; Actinopteri; Moronidae. The coding region runs from base 153 to 2204 and encodes 683 amino acids.
GGACAUGCGCGGAGCUGCAGCGAAUAUGGCGGCUUGCAUCUGAUAGAAAGUGAGGAAUCUCCCAUCAAAAUACCUUGUUCAAACGCGUCUGUGUAGGUAAAAGCCUGUCUGACUUCACCUCCUCUGCAGCAGCACGGUUAACUUUGGUCAUCAUGGGCCGAACACCACACAGGGAUCAAAAAGAGGAGAAGGAGAGACGAAGCAGCAUCACAGCAGGCUCUGCCCUCGACAAAUCUAAUGAACCGUUCAGUUGGGAAGACUACCUGAGAGAAACGUCCUCUGUCGCAGCGUCACCGACUUGUUUCAAACAGUCCAGAGUGCCCCCCUCCAAUGACUUUAAAGUUGGUAUGAAACUUGAGGCACGGGACCCUCGCAACUCUAACUCUGUGUGCAUUGCAACGGUGAUGGGCAUGAUGGGUACUCGUCUACGCCUCCGUCUGGAUGGUAGUGACAACACCAACGACUUCUGGAGACUGAUCGACUCGUUAGAAAUUCAACCAAUAGGAACCUGCGAAAGGACCGGAGACAUGCUACAGCCACCGCUGGGUUUCAGGAUGAAUGCCUCCUCGUGGCCUAUGUUCCUCCUGCGGACGCUGAGUGGAGCAGAGAUGGCUCCAGCCUCUGCUUUUAAAAAGGAACCAGCCAACCCUGCUAAAAACUACUUCCAGCCAGGUAUGAAACUGGAGGCAGUGGACAGGAAGAACCCCUAUCUGAUUUGUCCUGCCACAGUGGGAGAGGUUAGAGGUCAGGAGAUUUUUGUCAUGUUUGACGGCUGGCGAGGUGCCUUUGACUAUUGGUGCGCCUUCGACUCCAGAGACAUCUUCCCUGUUGGCUGGUGUGCUCUGACAAAACACAGCUUACAGCCACCUGGAAACUUCUUUACCCUCCCCAGUGCUCUCCUUGCUCCUGUUUCCUCCACCUCAACCUCCCUCACCACACGUCGUUCCUCUUCCAACUCCUCCUCCUCCAUGCAGACCUCAUACCGACUGCCCAACCCCUUGCCACCCCUCCCCGUGCGCAAGGGUGUCCGAGGUCGUCGUCCCAAAUCCCAGACUAUUGCUUUGUUGAAGGCAGCGGCUGAGGCUGCAGCCGCAGCAGCAGUAAAUGGAGCAUCACAGAGCCCUGCCAGAACUGGCCCUGAAUCUCAACUGGCCCCCAGACCACACAAGAAGAGAGGACCCAAGCCUAAGAGCAAGAAGAAGCCUCGGGUGGUGCAGUCCCUUGGGGCACCAUCUGUUACAGCGCCACCUCCAGAGACCAAACUUAGCUCCAGCCACGUCUCAACAGACAACAACCAUAGCAACAGCUCCAAUGUGGUUUGCACAGUGUGUGUCUAUGUGAACAAGCACGGUGACUAUGGCCCGCACCUUGACCGAAAACUAGUGCAGCAGCUCCCGGACCACUUCGGUCCUGCUCCAGUCAACACAGUGCUUCAGCAGGCUGUUCAGGCCUGCGUGGACUGUACGUACCAGCCCUCUGUGCUGCUGUCGUUCCUACAGAGCCAGUCCCACACAGGAGGAGAAGUCAUCAGAGUGCGGUCAGAGCAUGGUAUCCGCUACGUGAAGCUGCCUUCCGCCUCCAGUACGUCCUCUGUUCUGCGGUUUCUGGAAAACAUGUGCCAACAUCUGGAGAGUGACAGUCUGUUCAGCUCGCAGCCGUUCAGCCCCUUCAACAACAACACACGCUUCUACAACAGGACCAAGUCAGAACCACUGUCUCACACUGAGAAUGGUGUGUCCAAAGAGGAUUCCUCAAAGGAUCCCGUUCCAAACACCCGCUCCCUUCACACCGCACCAGACUACAGAGCAGCAAAGAAGGAGCGGCAGUAUUACCCUGGACAGACACAAACACCGCCAGCCCUACGACGUGUCAGCUCCAACCCAACCGAAGUUGGCACAAUGUGUGCACACAGACGAGUGGAGGCAGCUAGCUCAACAACAGGCCCAGACCAUAUGAAACAGGACAAGGAGGGUUCAGGGAACGACGCUUCUGCCUGGUCAGUCGAUGAUGUCAUACGGUUUGUCCAAGAGGCUGAUCCCCAAACUCUUGGCCCGCAUGUUGAGCUGUUCAGGAAACAUGAGAUUGAUGGCAAAGCUCUGAUGCUGCUGCGGAGUGACAUCAUUAUGAAGUACAUGGGAUUGAAGCUGGGCCCGGCACUCAAACUCUGUCAUCACAUCGAGAAGCUGAAACAGACCAAACAAUAGAGGAUGAAGGCGCUCUUUUUUUCUCUCACUGGCAACCAAACACACAAACACAUUAUUCUACAGGGAUGUAGUGCAGUGUAAAUCCACCCGAACCAGGGUUGUAGCUACUAUUGAUGGGGACCCUGAGGUCAAGUCCUCCAGAAUUUGGGGGAGUUUUAUUUUUAUUUUCAGGGAGUUUACAAAUAAAAACAUACACAUGAUGAUAAUUUUUCUAAACGGAUACCAAUAUUUUUAGAAUCAAGCUGUUUAAAUUAAUAGUACUUUUUGGCCAAUAAAUAAAUAUAAUUUUAUGUAAAUUACAUAACAUAAUUUUAGGUGUAGUGACGGUUAUGAGUAGCAUUUAGGCUGUGAUGCUGUGAAAACACAAAGUAUAACUGAACAGGUAGCUAAUAUAAUUUGAAAAAUCCAUUUAGUUAAAAUUAUUUGACAUAUUCAGUGGACAUAUGACCUCAGUCUUUCUAAAAUUGUGGCUAUGGCCCUGAGCUGAACACACUUUUUUUAUUUACAGACCAUUGUUUACUUUCACACAAUACAUGAAUUCAUCAUUUGAAUAAGUGUAAUUAGUAUCAGAUAUCUGAACAUAGGCAUGAUUUUUGUUCAUGUUUGUGUCUUUUUGCCUUAUUAUGGACAACUGGAGGCCAUCGUUUUAAUUUACUUAUACAUUUCCACUUUUAGACACAGAGACAUACGCUGUAGGUUUUGCAGCCUUAUCUCUUCGGAUAUCUGACUGUUUAAUUUUUUUCCUUGGUCAGAAUUUCAGGAUGGACGCCCUGCACUCAAGAUUGGGAAAGUUAGUUCAGGUACUGGCAGAGAACGUCUCACUGCCUCAUUACUAACAAUGCAAUAAGGCUUCUGAAUGCGUCUGUUACGGACUGUCAAUUGUAGUUUAUGCAAGCCAGUGAAUGUAUGAAGUCAUGAGCAUUAUUACUAGCAGGAACUAAACAACAGGAGUUCCCCUAAUUACAGGAAGUGUUGAAGGGUUUCAUUCCAAAUGUUGGAAAAGUCGUCUUGUUCCCUGAAGUCAGUCAUUACAUGAAUGAUUCCUGUACUGAAACACUGAUGUAUUUUUUGACGAAGGUCAUGCAUUAAGUUUGGCGGAGCGGGCAUCACUUCUAUUUAAAUGGUGGAUAUUUUAUCUAGGAAGAAUCAGUUUUGAUUCUGCAGGGCAGGCUGUAGAUGUACAAAAUCAGUUAUUGAAGAGAUAUUUCUCUCUCUCUAUUUGUGUCUGUUUUGUGUGCUGGAAGACAUUCAGGCUCAACGGUUUCAGCUUGAGCCCUGACGUAGCUACAUGAUUGUACUAUGCUUUGACAGUCACACUAUAAACCACACACGAGAUAUACACAUACGAUGACUGGAAUACUCUACGUGAUGACAUUAAAAUAAAGACAAGGCUAUUAAAAGUCUAGUUUGAGUGCUGUACAGAACGUUAAAGUGCUUCUGAGAGAGUACAUAAGGGAGAAACUUUUGUAUAAAGUCAAGCCAAAUGGUUGUUUUUUGAUAUCAUUUUGUACUGUAACAAAGUGUAUCAAUCUGUAUCAAGCGUAAGUGUAAUCAUUUUUUUUCUGCCUGAAAUAGUUUUUGUGUGCAUCAUCAAAUAACUACCUACAGGACGAUGUUGUGUCUGAGUAAUUAUUCACAUGUCUCAGAAGUAUUUAUCUGUUUUCGAUGGCAGAAAUACAAAUUUUCUGAACAUUUCAGAACCAUUUUCAACCAAAUCAUGUGUAGCUGCAUUUCAUACUGUUGCUCUCCUGUAGUGGAAACAAGUUGAUACUUGAAACCGUCUUGCUUUAAUGUGAAACUCAGGUUUUAGUAGGUUGUUUCUUAGAAGAUGUUUUACAUCAUUAGCAUUUUGUUUUCAUUACUACAACAUAGAGGGACUGCACAAUAACCAACUAUGUAUAUUUUUAUGCCUUGUCAUCUAUCGCUCUGUAGCAUUUCAUGUGUAUAUAUAUAUAUAUACGACUUUUUACUGUACGUUCAACAAAAGAUGUUUGUUAAAUAUGUUUGAUAUGCAUUCACACAAUUAAACAUUUGUUUACAUCA